GCCUAUUGUUAUUAUAAUGAUUGUUUUAUUCUACUUGUAAUUGAUAAGACAGAUACUGUCAAAUUCUAACAAUAUGAAAGGUUACAACUUUCCUUUCCUUAAAAAGAAAGGAAACGCAAAACAUUUUCUUUCUUUUUCUUUGUGAAAGUGAAAGUGCCACGCCUAUCCAAGUAUAAAUAUGAUGUUUAUUAAAUUAUUCUGACAGUACGAUUCCUUCUCGAGAUAUUAAACAAUCAAGAAACUUUCAUAAUGUUCGGAUAAAAAUCAGAACACCCACUCUUUUGAUGAUUCAUUAUCUCGAAAAAAGAAAUCGUACUGUUAGAAUAAUUUAAUAAACACCAAUCUAUACCAUUCGAUCUUUGACUUGCCUCUACGACCGAAAAUUCAGUAAAAUGAUCCUAACCUUGAAAGAGCAAGGUACUGACACAAAUCCUUUUUUUUGGCUUCUACUAGUCUCACUGAAUCCUACAUAGCGACAAACUAUAAAUUCGCUGGGUGUUCAACAAUAAGGAAUGUUCUCUCGUUAAGAUUCUUUUUAAAAAUUUAUUCUACGUUAAAAAAAAUGCUGUAAAUUAAUUUCAUAUAUAUCUAAACAUAUAAAAUCCUCUUCAAAAUGACUAAUAGAAAUACUUUCAUAGAGUUUAUUGAUUGUCUCAAGUAAGUGAAAUAAAGUUAUCUAUUAAAAAUAAAUAAAUUUCUGCUUUUAUAAAUAUAAAAUCUUCAAUGUUGUCAAAUGUUGUAAAACACACACUCAGAAAAGAUAUCAUAAUGAUAACUCCGGUUACUAAUGAGACAAUCCUAAAUAAAUUUGAUAUUUAAACUUUUUAUUAAUAUUAUAUAGCUAACGUUAAAUUCUUCCUUCAUGAUGUUUAAUUUUUUCUUCUGUAGGAAAAAUUAUUUAAAUAUUGACAACAAAAGAAAGUUUAUUCUUUCAUUAAUCAUUUAAAAGAAUUAACUUGUUUUAGAUUACUAAAAUAAAUUUUAUUUCUUUUUACAUAACGUUCGAGUAAUAUACAACAACAUAUAAUGAAAUAUAUAGCAGUAUUCAUUUAUUUAUUAUUAAUUUUAAUUAUUCGUAUUGAUUAAUAACAAGCUAUUCCUUAUAAAUUUUUGUCGAGAAUAUAUUUUCAAUCUUAUCCAUUAUCAUUAGAUGAUACAAAGAAUGAUAUUGAACAAACACAACACGAACGUCUUAAUAAACGUGAUUUUAGACAUUUUCUUAAUGGUUCAACACUAUUUCAACAACAACAACAUUUUGGUAAUACUAAAUAUGGUCGCAGUGUACUCAAUAAAUAG
Molecule: messenger RNA, 1296 nt
Organism: Rotaria sp. Silwood1
Lineage: Eukaryota; Metazoa; Rotifera; Eurotatoria; Philodinida; Philodinidae
Source: the annotation of a GenBank genome assembly